AUGACUCUAAAUACCAAGAAGAAUGCUCGACGUAGAGUGGCUGACAGCAUUAGCAAGUCUCCUGCUCCACCGUCGGUACAGCAGUCACCAACCACAAAACUGUUAGCUGCAUUAAACAAAGCUCAGAAUGCUCCAGUGCAGGAACAUUGUUGUGGUGAAUGUAUAAGCAGUGUGAAAACACGAAUGAACGAAAGCCAAAUGGGUACGAAGGAGGCGGAACGACCGUCGAUUUUGCGAAAAGUGCUCAAAAAUUUUCAGAAUCACCCUUCUGCUGUUCCUUACUCGUUAUGGUCAGUAAGUCCCACAAAAGCAUCACAAACGGCUCCUCGUAUUCCACCAGAAGUGCUACAAGAUCUUACAUUUCGGUUUCUCGCAAACAUUCCCGAUGAGGAAAAGUCGGACAAGGUUCGAAUGUGUUUCCAAGUCGAAUUGGCUCAUUGGUUCUAUAUCGAUUUCUAUUGUAAACAAGAGGAAAGGAAAGACUGUGUACAAAUGGGGAUGCGGGAAUUUGCAAGGCAAAUCUUCAAACACUGUGAUGAGCUCGCACCUUAUGCGGCAACUGUAGAUCAGGUGAUUGAUGAGUGGCGCUGGUACAAAUCGACCGUUCCCACAUAUGGGGCGAUUCUUCUUGAUGAAUCGUUAAAUUAUGUACUCCUUGUUCAAGGAUUUUAUGCAAGCAAAAAUAGUUGGGGCUUUCCAAAAGGAAAGGUCAACGAAGGUGAGGAACCUCGCAGUUGCGCUGUUCGGGAGGUGUUCGAGGAGACAGGAUUUAAUUUCGAUGAACACUGCCCUCGUGGGUGUGAGAAAAAGCUACAGAAAUUUGUAAACGAGACAAUGGUCCGGCUAUAUAUUGUGCCUGACGUACCUACUGACUUUCCAUUUGCGCCACAAACUCGUAAUGAGAUAAGGUAA
This is a messenger RNA of Angiostrongylus costaricensis, 912 nucleotides long. The record is from the annotation of a GenBank genome assembly. NCBI's taxonomy places the organism in Eukaryota, Metazoa, Nematoda, Chromadorea, Rhabditida, Metastrongylidae.